Molecule: messenger RNA, 1419 nt
Organism: Zingiber officinale
Lineage: Eukaryota; Viridiplantae; Streptophyta; Magnoliopsida; Zingiberales; Zingiberaceae
Product: probable leucine-rich repeat receptor-like protein kinase At5g63930
Exons: 2
Coding region: 1-1419 (472 amino acids)
Molecular function (GO): protein binding
Source: RefSeq, a predicted model, not a curated record
AUGGCUUCCCCUGCUGAUGCUACUGCGCCCAAUCCUUUUCUCUCUCUCUUCUUGAUCAUCACUCUUCUGUUUCCCUCUAAAUCCAUGGAUCUCUGCAUCGAGAAGGAGAGGGAGGUCCUCCUCAGCGUGAGAGCUGGCGUCCCCGAUGCCGAUAAGCAGCUGCCUCCAUGGAGUGGCCAUGAUUGCUGCAGCUGGGAAGGUGUCGGCUGCAACAACAUCACAGGUCACGUCGUAACACUUGACCUCUCUGUUUGUCCUGUAAUUGGACCCAGAGCUCCUGCCAAACUACACUCUUCAUUAUUUGAUCUGAAGCAUUUACAUGAGUUGGACUUAAGUUGCAACAACUUCUAUGGAGCUCCACUUCCUGAGUUGAUUGGAUCUUUGACUAUGUUGAAAUACUUGCAUCUCUAUUCUACUGCAUUUAGUGGAAAAAUUCCCCACCAGCUAGGCAAUCUCUCCAAUCUUCUUUCCUUGGAUCUAAGUCAUAACUAUAUCAGCGAAGAGAUACCGGAAAGUAUUGGAAACCUUAAAAACUUGCAAUUUCUGUACAUGUCUAAUAACAAAAUUAUUGGAGCCAUACCUGGUGCCUUGGGCAGUCUCUGCAACCUGAGUAGAAUCACUCUAUCUCAUAACAGAAUAGCAGGGGAGCUUGUUGAUUUUUUUGAACUAUCUAGAUGCAAAAGCAGAUUAACUUACAUCGACCUUUGUUCCAAUCAAUUGAAUGGCUCAGUUCCAACAUCAUUGGGAAAAACAAAGCUCAAUGGCCUUCAUUUGGAGAACAUCAUCUUUAAAAUCUUUAACGAGGAUAACAUUAUCUUAAUUGCCAAGAAUUUAACACUUCAUUUCACUUCGCUUGCUCUUGUCACUAGCAUUGAUCUCUCUAAUAACAAUCUCUCCGGCCCAAUUCCUAGAGAGUUGACAAAUCUCCGUGGCCUUCACUUCCUCAACCUGUCCUCGAAUCAUUUCUCAGGAAAUAUACCAGAAAACAUCGGGUUCAUGAAUCAACUAGAAUCGCUUGAUCUUUCGAAGAACCAGUUGUCAGGACGAAUUCCUUCCAACAUCUCUGCUUUAAAUUUUCUCAGCGUCUUAAAUUUAUCUUAUAACAAUCUUGUUGGAGAAGUACCAACAGGCUCUCAGCUUCGAACCUUUACUAACUGGUCCUACAUUGGCAACCCUAAGCUUUGUGGGGAGCCACUGCAGAACAAGUGCCUUGGCGACAACUCGACCAUUGAUAACGGAGUAACAAAAGAAGAGGACAGGCAUGAAGACGAUGAGUAUGAAAGAAUAUGGUAUUUGAUUGGAUUUGCUCUUGGAUUUGUGUUUGGCUUCUGGGGUUUCAUGGCUACAGUUAUGAUUAAGAAGAGCACAAGGAUUAAAUACAUUUUACUCAUCGAUAGAAUUUGUGUCUGCUUUGCAUGA